This is a messenger RNA of Letharia lupina, 246 nucleotides long. RefSeq lists its product as uncharacterized. The transcript is spliced from 2 exons. Lineage: Eukaryota; Fungi; Ascomycota; Lecanoromycetes; Lecanorales; Parmeliaceae. The coding region runs from base 1 to 246 and encodes 81 amino acids. The record is from RefSeq and is a predicted model, not a curated record.
AUGGUCUUCGCAGGUGAGGAGCACAUUGACCUCGAUGAGACUCGGGCUCUUUGGGAACCGCAUUCCAAAGGCACACCCUAUGAUCUAUCCAAAGCUGCCACCGAAAAGCUCGUCCCCGAGGCAAAUUGUGGAGACCUCCGCACUCUCGUUGUUUCGCGUCGUGUGCGAACGCACACCUACAACAUCGACAAGGCAAGGCAAGCGCUAGGCUACAAUCCUGUGCCCGAACUGGAGAAUGGGGAAUAA